AAAAAAUCGUCAGCGUCACAUCGUUUCGUCGUUGUCACAUAAUCGAAGAGCCUCGUCUCGUCGCGGUGGCCGCCGCCACGGAGAACAGCUGAUGGUGGGUCCUUCAGCUUCAGGGCCGGGUCAACAGAAAGGCGGCAGUACAACUUCAGCGAGCAGCGUGUCUGUGACUGGCAAUGUUGCACAACCGCAGCACGGGAAUAAUAUUAAAGGCGGGUCCACGACGCUGGGCGCGACCUCCGCCCAGCCAAUGAUGAUCCGUACAUCAGUCGGUGGUCCACCCCACGGCCAGCCGCAAGCCGCGUACCAAGUCCUGUCGCAAAACGGAGGUGCCCCCGGCGUGCCGUACAUUGUUGCGCACCCAAUGCAGGGGAUCACCUCCGGCGGGGUCUAUUACGGUGGCAUUCCGGCAAACCUCGUGCCUAUGCAGCAUCUCCCUAACCAACAUCUUGUUCCCGGGGCGAACCCCGCCGCAGUCUACCAACAGCAGGCCGCUGCCGCGGCUAGUACCAGGAUGCAGUACGUUGUUCCUGCGGGCGGGGGUGGAGCUGCUUAUCCGAUUCUCGUGAAUCCCCAACAACAUCAUUACGCAGCUGCCAUGGUGCAGCAGCACCAGCACGGACAAGCCGCACUGGCGCAUAACCCAGGAGCCGCUUUGUAUCACCACCAGCAGAUCCCGCCGGGUGCUGUCGUGCCGGUCCUGGCCGCGAUCAACUCGUCCAAGCAGACGGCAAGCAGGGGCGGCUCAAAACAGGCAGUGCCCGUUCUGGUCGCCGCACCGGCUCAACAACUACAUCAACCUGUAGUUGUUCCUACUGCUGCUGGUGUUGUUGCACCAAAGAAGAGCACGCCAAUGAAUCCCAAGGCGGCAGCCUUUCAUCCGUCCAGCGAAGGGGCGGCACUCUUGUCCUCGGCUACUGCAGGAGGUGCGGCUACUUGUUCCUCCGCAAAGGACGAAAUAAGAACCUCAGGAUCUUCGAAGGAUGCUGCAGCAGCAACAAAUCCCACACAAGAUGAUCUUCGAAAAGGCAGUGCAGCGGGUGAUCAAGAAAGGGUUCGUGCAGGAGCUGCAGGAGAAGAAGAUGCUUUACUUGUUCCCGAUGCGGAGGAUGUGAAAAAUGCGAACAAUGACGUGAGUUGUGUCACAAACCUCAAGACGCAUGAUCAAAUCUCCAGCAAGCAGACGUCGAGCCCAAGUAACAAAUUACCUGAGGGCGGUACUACUAGAACUACCGGCGAGCAGGAGAGCGUCGUUGACGGAAGCACAACUCAAGCCGACAAGAACGGUACGGCAGUUGGUGGAAAUAAAGAGGUCGUGAACGAUCAGGCUCCAACCGGAAAAGUAAACAGUAAAACGACAGCGGCUGCUGGACUUGGAGCUGCAACGUCCUCUGCCGGGGCGAACAAGAAGUCCUCUACUUCUACUUCAAGAACUACGGGCCCCUCCAUCUACCACCGCGUCUUGGGAACAACCGUAGGACUCCCAGCUGUAGUUCCGGAGCAGUCGGGAGCUGCCCGUCCUCCGGUGGCCAUUGUGCAGCACCCCGCUGCGGCGCAGUAUCAUGCCGCGUUCCCUCCCGGUCCCGGGGGCGGAAAUUGGUACGCCAUGAAUCCCUAUUACGCAGCGGGAAUCGCGAAUCCCGCGGCGCAGCAACACAUCCAGCAGCAUCUGCAGCAACACGCGGCCGCCGUUCGGCACUACCAUCAACAGCAGCACAACAUGACCUCCGGGAAUAAUGUUGUGACAGGCAGCACAACAGGCGUUGCAAGCGCAAGUGCUGGUGCAUCUGGAGCGGCUGUGGGGAGUUCUACUUCAGGGGGACAUUCACAACAACUCCACCAUCACGGGGGAAAUCAUACUGUAAACACAGGAGGACCACCAGGAGCCGCAGCUGGAGGCAGAUCCUCGACAUCGUCGUACCAGAAUCAGAACGUCGACGGUACAACCUCCCACAAGAACCACCAAGGAAGUUCGUCGUCCAAUAACCGCAAAAACAAUCAGCAGCCGUACCACACGGUGACAGCGUCGGCGACGUCUCUUGCCGCCUCUGGACUGACCGGCAGGAAUGGGCACGACCUGGACGUCCUCGGGCCGGUGGAUUUGGAGGACCUGUACUUGUUCGACGCGUUGGAUCCGGAUUUAGACUUGACCGAGUUCCCGGACGCGGCGGUUGCCGUGAUCGAGAACUUCCGUGCCGAAAAGGACAUGGAAAACGUAAACAUCGCACCCUGGUUGGUCGGCAGCGUUACGGUGUCCUCGCGGGGCGGGUCGUGCAAGAGCAGCCCGGUGCAGCAAGUGCUUUCCCCCGAUGCGAUGGCUGCGGCUGCGGCUGAUGGGAAAAGGAAAAUAGUAAAGGCGGCUGACGAGGAGAGGACUACUAGAACCGAGGGACAGGAAGUAGGUGCGGUUGAAGAUCAUGAUUCCUCUGCGUCAGUCACCGUGGAUUCUCCGGUGAUUUCUAGUCGGGAGAUGAUGAAACCCGUACAAAUGGAGGGGAACACUACUUUGACGACUCUGGAGGAGGAGAACACGACGGCCUCCUGUUCCGCUUCGUGCAGUGGGGCGGCGUCAGACAGCAUGGUGGAGCAGCUCGUCACGGUACAGCAACCUGGGGGUGGUGUUUCUACCUCAUCUGAAGGAUCAAAAGCUAUCACAACUUCUACAAGUACAUUUCCCACCAGUGCUGCGUUCCCGUUCACAAAGAUGGGUGACGAAAUUAUCCAGGUAGAACAGCCAGAGGUGACAACUUUGGAGGAGUUCCUGGGCGAGGCCGUGUCACCGUACGUUGACCCGAAAUCGGCGUCACGGGCGACAAAUUUGGUCGAGCCAACAUCCACUGGCAACAAGAAGAAAGAAACAACCGCUGACGUCGAAAAAUCUACGCAGGAGAACGAGGAUAAAAAUCAAAAUGUUGGGGACCCUGUCGUCGAGAAACCUCCAGCCUCGCUGGAGAUGAAACAAGAAGAUCCAGUGGAAAUAAAAUCGCAGGGUGAUAAAAAUGCAGACUCAAACAUUGAACCAGUACCACAAGAACAGCAGCAGCAGCCGGCACUCUCCCCGGCGGCAGGCCGGACCUGUUGCCCAGAUAAACCAGCUCACGGCUCGUCCCAAGGAGGACGGGCCGACAGAGCUCUGCUACGGAAAGUGUACGAGUGGUUUCAGAAGCACGAGAUCUUCGGGUUUGACAUGGAGUGGCGGCCGGAGCCGAACAACGGGAGUCUGAAGCACCACCACGGCGUGGCGUUGAUGCAGUUCGCGGCGGACGACGGCAAGCAGGUGCUGGUGCGCACGACGAAAACGAGCGCGUGCGGCGCCGAGCUCGGCGAGGUGCGGGCCCGGAAGCGGCUCCCGCCCUUUUUGGAGAAGAAGUUCGCGGUGAGCAAGUGCAUCUUCCCCGUGGUGGGCGACUGCGACAAACCGCGCCUGGAAGCGAGCUUCCGCGUCAAGGUCGGCAACAUGCCGGACCUGCGCCACAUCUUCACGCAGGAGACGGGCCGGAGGCGGGGCCGCAGCCUGGAGCAGAUGGCGCAGUACUACUUCGGGAACGACGUGCUGAAGGGUUACAAGGACAAAAAAAUCCAGAUCUCCGAUAUGCGGCGUUCAGAUGUGAAAAUCUCAACUGAUGUUAUUUUUUCACAAAUAAAAGCUGCGGAGGCUUGCGCUUGUCUUUGUCACGUGAAAGUCGCCCUAGUAUUUUUCAAGCCAGCGAGCCUAUCCCCAGUGCAAUGCGCAUGACAACAAGUCCGGGAGCUCCAAAGAACAUCUCACUAGAGUAUGAACUGAAGCUGUAUUGCGAAAAGCGUGGAGCUCUCUAUGUUUGUGUUUCUCAUGUCUGAAUUCCAUGGGAGACAAUAAGAAUAAAGUCCUAGUCCUACGUCCAAAUUUAUCUAUCAUAGUGAAAAGAACACCAGUUGACAUUGCAACGCCUGACCGGUUUAUACCCGACUGGUCCGCCGAGGAACCGCUGUCGGCGCACCAGAUUCGUUACGCGGCAAAGGACGCGGAAAUGGCCCUUCGGCUGUUCCGACACAUGAAUUACCGGCUCGCAGUCAAGGAGGAGCGGCAGAACCAUGGGACAAAUAGUCAAGGGCAGCACCAGGGAGCAUUGUCAACGUCCUCUGCUGGGAACAACCAUGCCAACAACCACAGCUACGGAACCAGCAGCGGACAUUACAAUUCUUCUGGCUACAACCACUACGGGGGUCAACACUACCACCAAUCUUCUUGGGGAGGACAACAGCAGCUCCCCCGAAACUCGCACCCGGGAGCACAACACGAGCAAGGAAGUAGUGCGGAGACCGCUGGUGCGACGCCGAUCGGGGGCACGACUUCUUCUCACGGAGGAGCGAGCACGAGUGGCAAUCCAAAUGCAGCAACGACAUCUGCAGCAACACCCGGUGCCGAGACUGGGAAGGGCGGUAUCAAGGCCGUGAUUUCCUUUUCAGUUUUUGUCGUUUAGAAGUGGUUGUGUAAAAUCGAUUUACGUGUCCUUUUUCAUGUGCUAUGUAUAAUUAAUCGACAAAAUCACUAUCACAGGCCACGCCGGGCAUCCGUACCACGGUAGUUCUGGGAAGCCCCGACGGCCAUCGCAAGACCAGUCGUGGGACGAGUAUGGAAGUUACAAAAGCAAGUACACUUCUUCUACUGCCUCCCGCCGCAAGCCCGCCGCUGAAACUCUGAAGGCGGAAAAAAGCGGCAAAGCCGCACCAGGCGCUGGGGGACGACAAUUUCAGUGAGAUGUAAUUUAUUCAGUGAGGUCUAGAUCUUCGUAAACGAUGGAGUGCAGUUGAAGGAUUUUAUUUCUCAGUGUGCAACCUUUAAGUUGAAGAACCCAGUUGUUUGUGCAGUUGCUGACCACGACGUUUUUAAAACCGUUCGCGUAAAUAUGUUAUGACGUUGUGCUAGCUACAGCUACACACCUUUACAAUUCAAGCGUCAGCUUUAACCGGUGAGCGCGGACCCGCAGCAAUGUGCAUUUUUUAUUGCACUCCUGGAUCGGAAAUAGUCACUAGCGCUCUUGCCGCCGCUGCAUACAAGUAGGACUCGCACCUAAAUCAUGUUGUCGCCAUUUGCGUAGUACUCUUGUAUGCGGUGCGUGGCUACAUCAGUCGAUGUGUCUUCUGCUCUGCGCUUUUUUUCUGCGGCUUUUGUGGAAAUUAGACGCUGUGUACUGACUACAUGCCCGAAGAACGAUGGCAAAAAGGCUGACAGUUUAUUGGUAUUGGUAAAUCUAAAUACCAAAUACAGGUACUCGGUUUUUCUUCAAUUUUUACUUGCGCUGGUCAGAUGUCUAUUUGCAUUUCAAUUCUUUCCUCUACUUGUAUUUCUUUUUUUUUAGAGAAAAGCCAGUAGCUCGUGCAGGAUGAACGCAGCCUGUCACGCGCACUGCUCCUGCAAAAAUCUCUAGAGCUUUUGAAAAUUCUGCAUUUCUAUUGCAAAACCACAACUAGUAGAACUACACCUAGUGGUCUACUAGGAUUCGCUGCUGCAGCAUCAGCUCUGCGCGCUGUCAAAGGACGGCGUUGUAGUGACUGGCCUAAUUCUGAGCUUAAAUCGCACUUACAAUGAAUUCAAUUUCAUUUAAUUCUGGUCCUUUAUGUGAGCCACGACCGGUUGAUUGAUUUUCGUGCAAGGGUUUUUGUGAUUUAAUUUUUAGCAAAAAAAGUUAUUGCGCCCUGCUUGCGGCCAGUGCUGUUGCUUAUGAAUUACCAAACUCCAGUUGAAGUGAGUUACUUACUUAUGUCGAGCCGGAAGAUUCAUUUUCAUUUUUUGGCUCGACAACCGCCUACCGUACUAGUUUUGCCUGUGCAACCUGCUAGUACGAUAAAUAUGAUAUUUUUUGGGUACAACUUCACUUGACACGACGUGUGAGUACAUGACGAACAAGAGCUACAAAAUAUUCUCCAUCGGAACCUAAAAC
Messenger RNA from Amoebophrya sp. A120, 5918 nucleotides. The record is from the annotation of a GenBank genome assembly. NCBI's taxonomy places the organism in Eukaryota, Dinophyceae, Syndiniales, Amoebophryaceae.